Molecule: messenger RNA, 1546 nt
Organism: Microplitis demolitor
Lineage: Eukaryota; Metazoa; Arthropoda; Insecta; Hymenoptera; Braconidae
Product: tRNA (guanine(6)-N2)-methyltransferase THUMP3
Exons: 6
Coding region: 75-1445 (456 amino acids)
Biological process (GO): tRNA methylation
Molecular function (GO): tRNA (guanine) methyltransferase activity; RNA binding
Source: RefSeq, a predicted model, not a curated record
AUCAGCUGAUCUUAUAAUUUAAUUUUCCAGAAAUAAAAUUAAAUUAAAAAAAAAAAAAAAAGGAACUAACUAAAAUGUCUGAAGAAUCGAAGUCAGAGUUGGAAAAAAUUUUUGACAUUGCUAAAAAAGAUGACAAUUUAAUAACAAUUGGAACUACAGUUGAUACAGGAUUCGAAUGGCAGGCCAUUGAUGAGUGCAGAGAAAAAAUAUCGCAGAAUUUACGGGUUUUUAAAGAUCGAGGGAAAAUAUAUUUUAAUAUUCCAAUAGAUGAUUUCUAUAAGGUCGAACAAUUGAAAUCAAUAGACAAUAUUUAUAUACUAGCUGAUGUUAAAUAUUAUUCAUACAACAAAGACGACAAGGAAUAUAAUUUUAAACUUCUUAAAGACUCGUUAUUAACAAAUAAGUCUCAAUUAGACAAGAGUAUAAAUGCGUGGAAAAAAUUUACUAAAUUUCCUGGAAAAAUAUUUCCUUCUAUUGAAGAGUAUGAAAAAGUAGUAGACACUCAUAAGGCAGCAAAAGAAGAGCAAAAAAAAAAUUCAGCUGAUGAAAAAUCUGUGCCGGGUAAAAAGAAACGAGGCAAAGAUCCAGCGUCGGCUAAUGAAAAUGAUAUCCUGUCUUAUCGAGUAUCCUGUGAAAGGUCCGGAAUUCAUGCAUUUGAAUCACAGGAAGUUGCUGUUAAUUUAGGCGGAGAGUUUAAUGAUUUGUAUAAUUGGAUCGUUGAUUUGACGGAUUAUCAGCUGGAAAUUUUGUACAAAAUAACUCACGGUGAGACAAUUUUGCAUUUACGUGUUACUACUGAGUCAAUGCAUCGGAGAAACAUCGCGUUCUUUGGUCCUACAACCUUAAGAGCAACAAUUUGUUAUAAUUUAUUGCGACUAGCUAAACCCAAACCCGGUGAAAUUAUUAUCGAUCCAAUGUGUGGUGGCGGAUCUAUUCCCAUUGAGGCAGCAAAAGAAUUUCCAUUAUCUUUUAUUAUUGGUGGAGAUAAUCAUGAGAAAGCUAUGGAAAGAUCAAGAUUAAAUAUUUCAAUGCUACCGAAAGCUUAUAAAACAGAUUUAAUUAAAUGGAAUUUGGAAAAAUUACCAUUUAAAGAUUCAUAUGUUGAUGCUUUUGUAACAGACAUGCCGUUUGGUAAAAGAAUGGGAUCGAUGUCAGACAAUCGAGUUCAGUAUAAAAAAUACUUACUAGAACUAGGUCGUGUUGUUAAAAUGAAAUAUGGACGAUUAGUUUUAUUAACUUACGAUCGACGAAGUAUUACUGUGGCUUUAAAAUCAGCCUCAGAUUUAUUUAGAGUAAAAAAAACUUUAUCUAUAAGUAUGGGAGGACUCAAUGCAGCGGCUUACGUUUUAAAACGUACAAAUUUAACAUACGAAAGUUUUAUCUCCAGAGUAACGACACUCGUCAAGCCACGAAAGUCAUCGUCAUCUUCCGAUAAAUCAGAGUAGUCAAUUUUAAAAUUCAAUAAUUUCUACUUUAUUAUUUUUUAUUUAUAAUUAAUCCUUAUAGUCUAUAAGUUUUUUAAGGACAAUAAAAAAAAUGAAAAUUA